UAAUACUGAUUUGUUACUAGACGUGCAAAAUGAAAGUGGCGAUUGCAAUUUGAUUGGACGUUUUCUUUUCCCGGGAAUAUCACGUGAUUACAAAUUGCUUUCAUGAAACGUAAAAUUAAAUCAAAAUAAAAUUAAAGCUGAAUAUUCAAUACGCGUGAAACUACAUCACGCAUAAUAAAAAAAUAUUAAUCAAAUAACUAAUAAAUUCGAUAAUAUUAUAUUUAUAUAGAAUAUUUCUUUCGAUCGUAAAUUUUUUAUCGCACGAGUACAAUCGAUUACGUUCCCAUCCUUCUCUCUGAAAUUAAUAUUACUAAAUGUCUCCUUGACAAAAAAUUCUUUCCUUUAUCGUUUUAUUUUUAUCACUUUCUUUUCCUUUAUCUACUUUAAAUUACCAAUGGAACAAAAAAGAAUAUUAUCCGAGAGCAAUAUCUCAGAAAUGUUAGUUUAAUUGUAUAAGUAGGUAUCAGAUGUACCUCCCUAAAAAUGUGCAGCUGCGAGCCACGAUUUGUCUUGCAUCUCACUUUCUUCUUCCAUCCUCUUUUUACGUAGCUCCCUUCUGAAUGCACAAAGCGCGUGUGAGUAUGUAACGUAGAGUGUUACAGGAGUUGGUAGAGAUCGGUGGUGGGGGAAGAAAGAAGAAAGAAGGAGGGACGUGAAAUGUGUGGAAUACAUUCUAUCGGGAGCAGCGUGUCCCCCUCGUCGCCAUCACAGCCGUACGGGGCACCAGUGCACGCAGCAAACCAAGAUUGCCAAGAUGGAUGCCCGGGCUCGACCGUCGAGAAGUAUGGAUUUUACCGCGUGAUUCGUAUACGCGCUCUUUCUCUUCCACCCACUGGACAAUGGGAGAAACAUAAGGACGCGAGGAUACGAGUGUUCCAAUGCCUGGCAAUAGAAUAUUUCACAAAUUCGAAUUCGCGAAUUCUCGUGACGCGAUAACAAAUCACGUUCUUUUUACCAAGUGAUGAGUAAAAUAUCUGAUAUUGAAAAACGAGUUAGAAGACUUUUACAAUGGUGGAUAACAAUUGUAUCAUCGAAGGGAACGUCAAGUUUCGCGAUGGGAAGAAGUGGAAAUCACGAUGGUGCGUAAUGAGAAAAUUAUCACCAGUAGCAGAUUGCUUGCAUUUACAACUUUAUGGAGAUAGCAAGGAUCGUUAUAAACAAGGGCAGACAAAGGCAUCUUUAAGUUUACAACAUUUUCUUGGAGUAGAAAGUGGUUUUACCCUUGAUAAAGAAUCAAACACAAUUGCUAUUAUUUGUCAAGAUGUAACUGUCGUACUUGCUUUUGAUACGCGAGAACGACUAAUACAGUGGCAAGUAAAGAUAUCAAAUAACUUGGGAGAAGAUCAACAGUUUUUGAUAUUGAUAUCCACUGCACCGUCAAAAGCAAAACUUACAAACGGCCCAGCACAUUUACAUAUUCAGGAUCGCCGAUUUUGUAUUACGGUUGGUAUCCCACCAAGGUUAGUUGGAAUAUGGGAAAUCGCUCAUUUACGACGUUACGGUGUUGUCGAGGGAAGAUUUUGCUUCGAAGGUGGUUCGAGAUGUGGCCGUGGCGAAGGCCUUCAUGUUUUAAUAACGGAUCAGGGUGAAGAUAUCGUUAAAACAUUACAUUUGGCUGCAGAGGGAAAAUUAUCUACGAAGAAGAGACCACUUGGCCGUGAAUCCUCAGUACAAGAUAGUCCGCGGCGACAAUUUAGUAGAUCUGAGACUAGAGCAAGCGAUUUUUUUCCCUCGGCUGUGUACUCUUCGACAAUAUCAUACGAAGACCAUUGUGACAGUUGCAAGAAUGGCAGCUCGUCUUACUGGUCAUCUGCCGAAAGUAGACAACAGACCGACGGUGAAGGCGAUUACAGUUGCAGAGACACAGUUUCUGUAUCGGAAUUGACUGAUCAACCUAGCGAAUGGCGUACCUGUUCACUUACUCGUCAAGGUACGACUGGUCUCGAGAGAUGUGCCAGUUGUAUCAGCAAGUUAGGAACUGUAUCGAAAUCCUCCACAUUGAUAACGGGUACCGGCACAAGUAGUAUAGGUAGUCCAGCUGGUGCAGUCACCAGUUUGACGUGUCAUCUCCAACCACGAGCUUUUGAUCGACUCUCUUUAUCAUCUUAUAGCAGCAGUAGUCACGACAGUGAUUAUUCUGGAUCUCAACAAGUUGAUUGUCACUGCCCUCAAUCCAAAAGUUCACAGGUACAGAGCGUUCGUCGUUCGUCGCUCAGUCCAAACGUUUUACCACCAAGACCACCGAAACCGUCCCAAUGCACUGCCAUGAAAAAGUCCAAGAAACCGCCGAUGCCACUACCGAACGAACAAAUCACCACUAACGUGCACAUUCAAAAGAGUAACGUGCAAAGUAGCGUCGUACGUAAUAGCAAUGUUGGACCUUACGAAAAUUAUGACGUUCCAAAGGCUAUUAUAGGACAUCACAUGUUAUUGGAACAACCAUUGCAGACUGAUCAAUAUUACGACACUCCAAGGAAGAUAAAGGAGUGUUUAACGAUGCCAAAAACUUAUCCCAAUUACGAUACACCUCAAGCUCCGCAAGCUGUUGUUUUGCAACAAUGCGGCUGUCCUGCAAAACUUAACGUUCAAUCGCCCAGAUCAUCGUCAGCCUGCCCAUGUCACAAUGUCAUGAGCUGGGCCGGAUUCGUUUUACCCUAUUGUCGACGUGGAGCAGGAAUUGAACCUAUGGGUGUAACUGUACACCCUGUAAAAUUAUCGGGAGAAGGAAAAAUGCCUGUUGUUAACGCCAGUGGCGAUGUUUCUAUUUACGCCACUGCCAAAAGAGCGAAUAAAGGACAGACUAACGAAGAAAAAGCUGACGAAAAUUGUGAAUGUGUAACGAGCAGCAAAUCGAAUAAUUACGAAAAUAUUGAACCUGUUACCGAUACGCAAUCUGAAUCUAAGCAAACCAAUUAUGCUAAUAUAGAUUUUACUCAAUCGUUAGAACACUACGAAAAUAGUAAAGACGUUCUAACAAAAAGUGGUAUUUCGCAAGAAGAACUAGAAAAGUUCGCUGAUCAGUUGAAAGAUACGAAAAUGGAAGCGUCAAGCGAAGAAGGUUCCUUUAAAGUUUGUCAAAAAUGUGGUCACAUAAAAGAAAGAGACAAUGAUUAUUUAGUCAUGGAUCCGGAUAAAGAGAUACCAAAAAAACCGUUCACUGGUUAUCUACCGAUGCAACCGGCUCACAAUGCUUGUUCCAAAGAAGUACUCUCCAGAAUUUACAAUGGUAUGAAAAGUUCAAGCAAUCCAACUUUGUCAGGCUCUUUAUCAACGGAUGGAAGUAAAAAACGUUGCGAUUCGGAAUAUCGCGUACCAGGAUCGGCGAUGUUAUCUAGUCCAUAUCUUCGACGUCGUCUUUUGGAUGGUAGCAAUGGCGUGGAACCAACUGGAACUAUCGGUAUUUUGUUAAGAAAACGAUCUUAUUCGGCCGAAUCGGCUCAUUACUUAGACGACGAAACUCAUACGUUCCCGUCCACUCUCACCAUACAUAAAUGCUCUAGCGAAGCCGAUAAGGCUUCCCUGAUAAGCAAUGAGCCACAUACAUCUUGCAUGAACUCGGAAAUGAAAAUAAAUCAGGAGAACGGACAGAUAUCUGCAGCUUCGUCUCAGCCGUCGUUCAUAAAAAUUCGUCGUUCAUCAUCCGUACCAUCGAAAACUGGUCACAACAGGGAUUCCUCGAGCAGCAAUGACUCGGGCGUAUCCACUGGUUCUCUCAGUCAUAGAACGACCGAAUUUGUUGAAUUCGAAACGUCGUCCGUAGUAUUGGCGAAGAAACAAAACGCUUUGUCGAUAUGCCGAAAAAGUCCACCGUCUACAUGCUAUCACAAUAGUUUACCGAGAAAAUCGAAAUCUAGCGAUCCCUUGAGGGAAUUAUCGUUUCAAUUUCAAAAGACUAAAAUACCUACAAAAUCAUCCUCUGCGGAAGCCGAUAUACCUACGUGUUUGCCGAAAAGUACAAAAGGUUUUAAUAGCCCUGGUGAAAUAUCGAGUAAUGCACCUUACAUUGACUCCAGAAGUACAAGCAGUGGUACCUCCGAUAUGUCUGAUUAUAUCGAGACACUUUCCUUAUCUUCUCAUUCGUCAUCCGAUACGCCAGAUAGUUUAAGGUUGGGAGGCAGAGCUUUAACCACUACACUUCGGCCUCGUAGUGGAAAAGAAUAUUAUAAAAUCGAUCGAAAUAUCUUGGUGGAACAAGGUCGAACGUCAUCUGCUAAUUAUGCAAAUAUUACUCCUGUGCUUGAAAAAAGUGAGUCUCCUUCACCCGGUUAUAUAAGCAGCUCACCCUUUGAGCAACCUCAGCCCAUUCGUGAACACUUUCUUUUUCCUGAAGAAGCUUGAAUAACGUAACGUCCAUAGCAACGUUGUUUUUGGGAAGAAAGUGGAAAACUUGAAGUUCCUAGGAAUCCAAAACCCAAAUAGGAGUAUUUGCGUUAGAGAAGGUAAUUCGAGUUAUUGCCACUAUUUACACUAUAUGCAAUGAUCUUGUAACUUGCACAUAUAUUUCUCGAAAAGCCCUUAUGCAUGUUUGGUAUGUACACUGUUAACAAAAGAAAUAAUGAUCGCGACAAAUUCAACAAAAUCAUCAUUACAAGAUCAAAAUAUUAUGUUCAACGAAAAUUAAUUUUUCCUUGUUUUAUAUAUUUUUAUAUCAUCUUCUUACUUAAUUGAAUCGAAUUCAUCACGUCGUAUAACGGUAUAUAUAUAUAUAUAUAU
Molecule: messenger RNA, 4713 nt
Organism: Vespula pensylvanica (western yellowjacket)
Lineage: Eukaryota; Metazoa; Arthropoda; Insecta; Hymenoptera; Vespidae
Exons: 6
Coding region: 1009-4338 (1109 amino acids)
Biological process (GO): neuromuscular junction development; positive regulation of protein tyrosine kinase activity
Molecular function (GO): protein kinase binding
Source: RefSeq, a predicted model, not a curated record